AUGGAGCUGCUGGAGGCGCGCGUUCAAUUCGUGCGCGCGGGCGCUCGCUCAGCCCGCACCGUGUCGAAGGUGUACCUGAACCCGAAUGAUAUGGCCCAUUUCGGCCUCGAAUCGGGCUCUCACGUGGUUCUCCAUACUAUUCCAGAGGCAAAUGGCACACCCAAGCUGCUGGUUUGUGGUAUGGCUUGGCCAAUGGACAAGAUCAAACGCCGUGGAGUCGGUCUGAGCUCCAUGUGGGAGGCAGCAGUGUCCGAGCAACAAAUUGAGAUUGUCACAGUACAACUACUACUACAAACUCCCAGCCCUGUCACCAAGAGCGUGGUGCUGCAGCUAGUUUCCCGUUUGCCCAUUCACAAGACGAAGCUCUCGGAGAAGGAACGCACGCUGUUGACGCGCUGCAUCGCGACGAUGAUUGACGGGGCUUUGGUUCAUCAAGAUGCACUGAUUUCACUGCCAUUGCAUGGUGUGAACACCGUAUUUCGCGUGCUGGAGGUUGACGGAGAAAGCAAAGACCAAGGGGUCGUGAGGAUUGCGGCAGCCAAAACGGCACUGACAGUGGCAUGGGAAGAGAAACAGGAGGAGGUAGCAGUGGAGAAGGACAAAAUAUCGACAAUAAAUGUGAAACAGGACGGCUUCGCAUCGAUCGGUGGACUGCAGGAGGAGCUGAAGGCGAUUCGUGAAGUGGUGGAGCAACCACUGACCAACCCCGAAACAUUUGAGAGAUUUGGCUUGCCAGCCCCUAAAGGAGUCUUGUUGUUUGGACCGCCUGGAACGGGUAAGACCCUGAUCGCGAGAGCCUUGGCGAGGGAGUUGAACGCUCGAGUAUUCACGAUCAACGGUCCGGAAGUUGUGAGUAAGUUUGUCGGCGAGAGUGAAGCCAACUUGAGAGCUGUGUUCGCACAAGCCGCUAGAGAGGCGCCGUCGCUUGUGUUUAUCGAUGAAUUGGAUGCUAUUUGUCCGAAACGUGACUCCCGUGUGGGCGACAUGGAGCGCCGUCUUGUGGCGACUUUACUUACGCUUAUGGACGGACUGAGCGGAUCGCGUCAGGUUGUCGUGUUAGCUGCUACAAACAGACCCAACGCUCUUGACCCCGCGGUGAGAAGACCUGGACGAUUCGAUAGAGAAGUGGAGAUUGGUAUUCCAAGGGCUAAUGAUCGACUAGCAAUUCUACGGGUGGCUCUGAGACGCUUGCCUCAUAAACUCACCGACUCGGAGCUUCAAGAGCUGAGUUCAAGCGCCCAUGGUUACGUUGGAGCUGACCUCAGUGCACUCUGCAAAGAGGCUGCACUGCUUGCACUCCAUCGCGCAUUCGCGAGCAACACCCAGUCCACUGGAGCCGUAUUGGGCGAUACUAAUUCACUCCCUCCGUUUGAAGUGACUCUGAGCGACUUGAAGCUAGCAAUGCGAGGGAUCCGACCAAGUGCUUUACGUGAGAUCUCGGUGGAUGUGCCUCGUGUGUUGUGGAUUGAUAUCGGUGGACAAGACGCACUUAAACAGGCUUUACGUGAAGCGGUGGAAUGGCCGCUACAGCACCCGGAAGCCUUUACACGCAUGGGUAUUCGACCACCAAAAGGUGUGUUAUUGUAUGGCCCUCCUGGUUGUAGUAAAACACUGGCAGCGAAGGCUUUGGCCACUGAAAGUGGCAUGAAUUUUAUUGCCAUCAAAGGCCCCGAGCUCUUUAGCAAGUGGGUUGGCGAGUCCGAACAACAAGUGCGUGAGGUCUUCCACAAGGCUCGUGGUGCGUCCCCGACUGUGGUCUUCUUUGAUGAGAUCGACGCUCUUGCGAGUACGCGAGGAACUGGAGGCAGUAGCGGCGCAUCGGACCGUGUGUUGAGUCAACUACUGACCGAGUUGGAUGGCUUGGAGCCUCUGAAGCGCGUAUUGGUGGUGGCCGCUACAAACCGCCCGGAUCUAUUGGACCCGGCUUUGAUGCGACCCGGUCGUAUCGACCGUGCACUCUACGUGUCCCCACCUGACGUCCCAGCCCGAGAGCAGAUUCUGCAGAUCCACACACGGAAAACUCCCUUGGCAUCGGACGUCAGUGUGGCCGAAUUAGCGAUUGCCACCGCCCGGUUCUCAGGUGCAGAGCUUCAAGCUCUCUGUCGUGAAGCUGCUCUACAUGCAGUGGAGGAGGACCGGGCCGCCGUUAAUGUUGCAAAACGGCACUUUGUUCGUGCGUUAGCGGUAGUGACACCGCAGAUCGAUGACCGGAUGCUGGCGUUCUUCGAGCGCUUCCGGGAUGGCCAACGGAGAUAG
This is a messenger RNA of Phytophthora nicotianae INRA-310, 2256 nucleotides long. RefSeq lists its product as hypothetical. Gene Ontology annotation, cellular component: cytoplasm. Lineage: Eukaryota; Oomycota; Peronosporomycetes; Peronosporales; Peronosporaceae. The record is from RefSeq and is a predicted model, not a curated record. The transcript has a single exon. Gene Ontology annotation, molecular function: ATP hydrolysis activity; ATP binding. Bases 1 to 2256 code for a protein of 751 amino acids.